This is a messenger RNA of Aquila chrysaetos chrysaetos, 16416 nucleotides long. RefSeq names its product SCO-spondin-like. The transcript has 79 exons. Bases 2834 to 14866 code for a protein of 4010 amino acids. NCBI's taxonomy places the organism in Eukaryota, Metazoa, Chordata, Aves, Accipitriformes, Accipitridae. The record is from RefSeq and is a predicted model, not a curated record.
GUGAAACGAGACGUGCAGUUUUGGGUAUUUGCAUGUUUUUCAUUUAGAAAAUGGUCAUUUUAUCAGGUUUGAUGGCUGAGGAAAAUUGCCUAUGUGGAAAUGGUAACUAAUUUCAGGGUGACUGAUGGUAGCUUUCUGCAAGGUUCCAGGUUGUUCCCAUCCCUUCUGGUGCAUUCACCACAAGAGGGCAGUCUUCUUGCCCUAAGGUAGGUAGUGCUGCUGCUUCUUAGACACCGGGGAGUUUAUUACUAUUGGCAGUGAGCCGAGCAGAACGGUUUUUUGGUGUUCAAAUCAAGAAAAACAGCGCCUUCCUGUUUUGUGAAGGACUACUAAUAUUACAGGGCUGACUGGUUUCUUUAGGACUGACCAAACAGUUCAAGAAAAAUAGGAGCCUUUUCAAACACAGUCAGGUCUGCUGAAGCAAUAGUAAAGUCAUUGGUGGAGGGAAGAUGAGUGUGUCAGUUCUGGAAGCUAAGCUAUUUUGUAUCCCAGAGGAAUGAAUAUGCUGAUACUUGGUAGGCCUCCAACGCCUGCAACCCAGAAAAGGACGUGCCUAUUUAUUUUCCUUGUUGGAGUCGUCUUCUCGUUUCUGUGCAUUGCGUCCAACAGCCUAGAUUUAUAAUUCAAUCUGUGUCUAUUUGUUUCUUGACAGAAGAGGAUGAAAUAAUAGUGAGGCUCUGUUUUCUUUAUAGCUAGGAAUAGGUAGCUAUGGCUUACCAUCAGUGUAAACUGUACAGGGUUUUGUGACGUUUCAGAUGAAUGAUGCUAUUGCUGCAUGAAAGUAAAUCGCGGUGUCCUGGAGUGAGUCCCAGGUUAUUCUGCUGUUCUUGCAGCAGUUCAUUUCUGUAGCAGUGUACUUAGAGAAGUACAUCAGGCCAGAUUCUUCUUUUUUUGCUAUCACCGGGAGUCACUGUGGCAGAGACAGUGGAAGUGGUCAUGUUCAAAAUUGGUGCAGAUCUAGUGGAUGUUAGAACCUCUUUUGAGAGUUUUAGAGUUCAGAAUUGGGAAGCCUCAAUGGCUGCAUGCUUAUUCUAGUGGGGUGCAUCACAUACAGCAAAUCGCUGACCUACUCAGCUCCAGAUCAGCUGAUCAAAGGAAGGACCAUCUUUGAGCACAAGGUCAGUAUUUCAUCCCUCAAAUGAGACUGCAGUUAAAUAGCAGAUCCUUCUUUGCCUUACUCUAUUAUGUCCCACAGGGGUGAAUUUGACCUGUGAGUUAUCUCUGCAUAAAUCUGAUAAUUCCAUAGUUAAUUAGGUAACUGGAAAUGAGACAAAGUGAAUCUAACUGUUUUUCUUAACUUUUCUGCAUUCUAUUGCGUCUUCCAUCUUUUCUGAACUUUCUGAAGUACAAGGGACAAGCAGGUCGAAAGUGGGAAGAAAAUUAAAAGCGCUUGGCCUGGUGCCUGCCUUUACACUGUGUUGAUUAGGUUUUAAUUGGCAAUUCUUGUCUGUAAUAUAAGAUAAUUGCAGAGAUUUCUAGGAAUUGUUUGUAGAAUAGGAAGAAACAGACACAUCUGAGUUCUACUGGAGGAGUUUAAUUAAAGACUUUAUAAAGUGCAACAGAUGGUGCUUUGCUAGUUAAGACAACAGGCGUGAGGUCUCUUUGUAGACAUUCAGCCAUGAUGGUUAGAGCUUCUGCUCCCUGCUGGCUAGAGGUGCUCUGACAUAAUCUUCCAUUAGGGGACUUGAACAAUUCCAAAAUAACAUGCACUUUAUGUUCUGGUCCAAACUGUGAAGAUCGUUCUUCAGAAAGUGAAGUUAGGCAGCCAUAGAGUGAAAUUCCUUGUGUGUGUGGCAGGACUACCCUUCCCAACAGGAGCUUUGCUUUCACUGACCUCUGCAGUUGUCCUCAACUCCCUUCUGAAAGGCUUGCAGAAGUGAGAAGGCACAUCAGUAGGUGUGCAGUGUAUAGACACUCCAGUGGCAUGGAGGAAGAAAGAUCUAUUUGGUUUUCAGACAGCGGUGCUCCCCAAUAAGUCUCUGCGAGCCAACAACCAACCUUGGACUGGCUCCUGGAGUGGAACUAUGUCAGUGUGAAACUUGGAACACAGAAGAGCUUCCCCCCCGCCCCCCUCCUAGUGCCGGUAAUCAAACUAUUUCCAAAGCCCUCAUCGGUCUCUGGCUUCCAGGAAGUUAUAGGGAAAGUGGAACAAAGAGAGGGUAUUGUAACUUACAGAGAAAAAAGAUCUUGUCUUUGUAGUCUGUAUUGGAGCAGGUACUGAACCUUGUGUUUUUCAUGUUAUUUCUAAAAGCAUGAGAGUAUGUUGAAAAAGAAAAAUUCUGUUCUGAACUUGCACAUUCAUUAAAUGGUUUCACGAUACAAUCUGAUUGUUUACUAUUGCAGUAGAAUUAUGAUUUCUAUGGAGUGGAUCUAUGAUCCACACCUUAGCUAGUGGAUAGUGGAUGAUACAAGGGAGAAUCCUGUUUUAAGAAGAGUUCAUCUGGGUUUUUAAAUUCCAGGAAGAACCUAAAAUUGUAGAACAAAUAGCUGGCAACCAGGGAAUAUUUCACCUAGAUGUUAAAGAAAAAGAAGAAAUUUGUGACCGCGCGGGGUCCUUUUCAUGGGGUCGUCUUGUUGAGCAGCCAGACAGAUCUGCAAGAUGAUAAGUAUACUUUCAAACUCCCUGCCUAGCAGAUGCUUGAAAGUUCGGUGUUCAUUUCACUUCAGGCUGUAUUGGAAAGUGAUUACCUGGAAGGGAUUUGGUUACACUGGGCUUCAACAAAGGCAACACCAGAUGCUCAAGAAACAUUUUAAACAUAAAUUCUGAGCUUGCUUUUUUUUUUUUUUUUUUUUUUUUUUUUUUUUUUUUUUUAAGAACUGUUUACUAGCCCCUAUGGCUAGUGCUUGGAGUUGGCUGAUUUUGCUCUGUAGCCUUAGGAUUUGCCUGAGAGGGACCUCUUCCCUCUCACCAGAUUGCAGCAUAGACUGCCAGACCCACUGUCUUAUAGACUGCAGGCAGGGACAUUACUACACUGCUGGCAACUGCUUGGAAUGUCCGACGGGUUUCUAUUGCCCUGGGGGUCAAGCAGCCCCAAGGAAAUGCCCGCUGGGAACAGCCAAUGAACUUACUGCUCAAGCAGACAUCACAGCUUGCCAGGUUUGUCCCAAUGGCUAUCUCAGCCUAGAGAGUGGAGCUGGGUGCCGUGCGUGUCCAGAUGGCUAUUCAUGCGAUCCACGUAGUGGUGUGCAGAGGAGCUGUGGUCCUGGUCAGUAUUCGCUGGAGGGAGAGUUGGAGUGUCAGGAAUGUCCAGAGACAUAUGUCUGCCCAGAUGGACGGAGCAGACAGCGUUGUUUGGCCGGUGAGCAGCCAAAUCUAAGCCGUACUCAUUGUGUAACCUGCACUCCUGGUUCGUUCUCAACUGAAGACACUCUGCUAUGCCAGCCCUGCCCAGCAGGUCACUUCUGUUCCAAUGGCCUUGCAGUCCCUCCAUGCGCAGCAGGGAGUUUCAAGCCCAAAGAGGGACUUCGUACACCCAGCAGCAGCUCCUCAUGCUUGCCAGGAAUUGGAUUGUGUUUGAAGUGCCCUGCUGGGUAUUUCUGUCCUGCUGGAGCAAGUUAUCCAGUCCCAUGCCAGCCAGGUACAUACAAUCCUCUCCAAGGACAGGAUGAAGCUGCUGAUUGCAGAGCCUGCCCAGCAGGGAGAGCUUGUACUCAGGCUGGCUUAGCCCAGCCUGAUGCAGAGUGCUUACCAGGGUACGUGUGCCCAGCGGGGUCAUCCAGCCCUCAUUUUCCCAGCAACGCCUGUCCUCCAGGAACGUUUGGCAAUGACUUCAGCCUCUUUGAUAAGUCCCAGUGUGAAACGUGCCCCGCUGGAUUUGUCUGUGUGAGAGGAACAGGUGGGAAACAGAAGCCUCCCACUCCAUGCCCAGUUGGUCACUACUGCCCACCAGGCACAAAGCACCCAAUGCAGCACAAGUGUGCCCCAGGCACCUGGAGCAAUAGGACAAGCCUGACCUCAGAAGAGGAGUGCUUUCUGUGCCCCGCAGGCUGGUUUUGUGUGGGAGGAGCCCCUAUCCCUACUGGGAUGUGCAGCUCAGGGCACUACUGCCCUCGAGGUACGUGGAGGGGCACACAGUACCCCUGCCCUGCAGGAACUUACAGUACCAGGCUGGGAAAUGGCAGAGUGGAAGAUUGCGCUGCCUGCCCCGCAGGAGCUUUCUGCACCAGUGGGACCUCUAAGCCAGUUCUAUGCCCAGUAGGAACUUAUCGCAUGGAACGUGGCGCAAAAGUGGCUGCAGACUGCAUCCCUUGUCCUGGAGGGUAUUACUGCCCUGAGCUUGGCACUGUUACUCCUCAAACAUGUGGUGCUGGCAACUUUUCAGACCGAGGUUCAGCCUCCUGCUUGCCGUGUCUUGUUGGACAUUAUUGUGCUAGUGAGCACACUAGCCGGGAAGUGAUGCUCCUUGCUAUGAUUUGCCCAGCGGGUCUCCUGUGCCCAGAAGGACAGGCAGUUGUUCCUGAUGCCAGUGCAAAUGCCUGCCCAAGAGGAUACUACUGUCCCCAGGGAGAUACGGGCUUGCAUGCUAAGCCUUGCCCCAGCGGGACCUAUGGUGAGCAGAAGGGUCUAAGCAGUGCUGAUGAAUGCUUACUGUGCCCUGCAGGGAAGUACUGCUACAGAGAUGGGAUUGAGCCUCUAGGAAUUCCCCACCCUACGGGGGAUUGCCCACCCGGCUACAACUGUCCUCCAGGGACUGGAUUCCCUUUCUCCUUCCCCUGUAUGCCAGGCUUCUUCUGGGAUAAUUCCAGUGUAGAGGGUGAAGAUGCUUGCAAACCAUGUCCACCUGGGUACUACUGUGACUUUCCUGCCAUGUUGGAGCCCAAACCUUGCCCAGCAGGCUCUUACUGUGUCGAAGGCAGCUCUAAACCUGAACCCUGCCCAGAGGGGACAUACAGUAACAAGAAGGGGCUGUCUGGACCCUCGGAGUGCAGCCCCUGCGGCCAUGGUUUCUACUGUGCUGCUCCAGGACAGACUGGGCCAAGUGGUCCCUGUAAGGCUGGAUUCUACUGCCAGGGCAGGGCCCUGACUCCAUUGCCCACAGAUGGCGUGACAGGAAACGUGUGCCCUGCUGGGGCAUACUGCCCACCCGGCUCUCCCUCACCUAUCCCCUGUCCUCCAGGAACUUACAGUAACGUGAGUGGGUUGAGAAGCCUCCAUGAGUGCUUGGACUGCCCACCUGGCCUGUAUUGUGAUGGGACAAGUAACCAAGCUCCCUCGGGACCAUGUGAACCUGGCUACUUCUGUACAGGAGGUGCCAAAAGCGCUCUUCAGCAAGUGGUGAUGGAGGGGCAUUAUUCCUUAACAGGAGCUUUCAAGCCAGAGCCAUGUCCUCUUGGCAGCUUCCAGCCUGGCCGUGGUCAGUCUCUUUGUAGGGACUGUCCAGAGGGUACAUUCUGCAAUGAGACGGGCCUGGCUGCACCCCAGGAUUGUCCUAAAGGGCAUUUUUGCUUUCCUGGAAGUUCCUUGCCUCUUCCAUGUCCAGUGGGAACUUACACAGAUGUAGUCAGGGCAGGUUCAUGCAAGCCCUGCCCAGCAGGCAUGUACUGCAGCGUGGCUGGUCUGACUGAGCCAGAAGGAUAUUGCCAGCCAGGAUAUUACUGCAUUCAAGGUUCCAGCACCUCCUCACCUAUGGGGCUUCCAUUUGGAGAUCUUUGCCCACAAGGACAUUAUUGCCCUGCUGGCACGACGCACCCAAAAGAGAUGCCGUGCCCUGCUGGGACCUGGAACGGACAGAGAGGAGCCCAGGAUGCCACUUGGUGUCUGCCGUGUGCCCCUGGGUUUUUCUGCAAUACGUCUGGCCAAGAUGCUCCUGCAGGACUUUGUGCACAAGGCUAUUACUGCACAGGAAGAACAAAGACUGCAAAGCCGGAGGAUGGUAUCACUGGAGAUCUCUGUCCUCGAGGACAUUUCUGCCCUGCAGGCUCAGCAGCACCUUCUCCCUGCCCCAGUGGAGAAUACAGUAAUGCAACAGGUCAAGACAAAUGCUUUCCUUGUCCUGCUGGGUUUCACUGUUCAAAAGGACUGAGGCGUCGCUGUCCUCCUGGCUUUUAUUGCCCUCAGAAAACUGGAAUCAGUUUUUAUCCGUGUCCCCCUGGGACUUACAACCCCUCCUAUGGACUCAGCCGGGCAGAGAGGUGUCAGCAGUGCCCUGCAGGAAUGUUCUGUGGAGAAUGGGGAUUAUCGUCUCCAAGUGGUCCCUGCUGGCCAGGAUUCUUCUGCACAGCAGGAGCAAGUGUCCCAAACCCUAAUGGAGCCACAAACAUGAGCACUGGUGGCCCAUGCCCACCUGGACGCUUCUGCCCAGCUGGCACAAGUAUCCCACAGCAAUGCCCUGUGGGCACCUACUCAGACAGGCUCUACAACUGGCAGGACUCCAGCUGCACGGUGUGUCCAUCUGGCUAUUACUGCAGCUCUGCUGGUCUCACGGCACCCUCGGGACCCUGCUCAGCUGGGUACUACUGCCUCUCUGGAGCUUCCUCGCCAUCACCACCUGGUAUGUGGGAGAAAGGAGGCCCUUGCCCUGUGAGCCACUUCUGCCCAGAAGGAACGAGCUUUCCCUUACCCUGCCUUGCAGGCACUUACAACAACCUCACCAGACAAGCUGCGUGCUUCCCUUGUGCUGCAGGCUACUACUGCCCGGAAAAUACCACCAGCUACAGUAUGAAUCCUUGCCCAGCUGGCUUCUACUGCCCCAAAGGAACCAGGUUUGCUACUGAGUUUCCCUGUCCCCGGGGCUACUAUAACCCUGAUCCCAUGACACAGAGCUUGGAUAGCUGCUUGCCCUGUCCACCUGGGCACUACUGUGGGAAGGAGAACUUGACAGCUGCCUCAGGCAAGUGUGAUGCCGGUUGGUUUUGCAUCUCAGCUGCUUGGACCUCACAGCCUUUUGAUCUGGACAACUACACCAAUGCCAACUGCCUCUGUCCAGCCACUGCCACUGGAGGGAAGUGCGUAGCUGGUUUCUAUUGCCCCAAAGGAAGCCCAGAGCCUCUUCCUUGCCCUCCAGGUUUUUACUGCAAUGCCUCAGGUCUGUCUGUCCCCAGUGGGGAGUGUACUGCUGGGUUUUACUGCAAAGGCGGAGCAGCUCUCCCUAAACCAACAGAUGGCGUGACUGGGAAUAUCUGCCCUGUGGGGACUUACUGCACUGUAGCAUCAGCAGAACCCAAGCUCUGCCCAGCUGGCACCUUUUCCAGCCUUCUAGGGAGGACAACACUUACUGAGUGCCAGCCUUGCCCCUCUGGCUUCUAUUGCGAGGUACCUGGCCUCAGUGCGCCAACUGGGGAGUGCUGGGAAGGCUAUUACUGUGACAACCAGCAAGGGCCAGUUAUUGAUUUUACCCUCUACCCAUGCCCGCAAGGGUUUUACUGCCCACCAGGGACAAACAGGAGCACUCAGUACAGCUGCCCUGCAGGAACCUUUGGACCAAGGCAAAAACUGAAAACUAUGAAGGAAUGUCAAAGAUGCCCACCAGGAAAAUACUGUGAAUUCUCUGGACUUGUUGCCCCAACAGGAGAUUGUGCUGAGGGAUUUUGGUGCAAAAGUGGUGCCCGAGUAAGAAACCCCCAAGAUGGAGAAUCAGGACUGCCUUGUCCUCCUGGUCAUUAUUGUCCUGAAGGUGCAGCACUUCCAUUACAGUGCCCUCCUGGCACAUGGACUGGCAGUGAAGGCAGUAGGAGUUUGCAGGAGUGCUGGCCUUGCCCUGGGGGAUAUUACUGCAAUAGCUCUGGGCAAAGGGCCCCCUCAGGACACUGCAGCCCAGGGUACUACUGCGUCACUGGGGCCCAGACCCCAACACCCACUGACGGCCUCUCAGGAGCUCCAUGUCCAGUCCAUCAUUUUUGUCCUCUUGGAUCCAGGAGUCCAGUGCCAUGCCCCCCUGGCUCCUACAUGCCGUACAUCCGUGGAGAGAAGUGCCAUGCUUGCCCAGAGGGUGAAUACUGUGUCUCUGGUGAGAAGCCACAGCCGUGUCCCCAGGGGUAUUUCUGUCCCAAGGGCACAGCUCUUCCAAUUACUUGUCCAGCAGGGUCCUAUAACCCGUCACAGAGGCAAGCCAGCUGCCUCCCCUGUCCUAAAGGGUUCUUCUGCCCCCAAAAUUCCUCUUCCUUUUUGGAGAAUAACUGUUCAGCUGGCCAUUACUGCCCUACUGGUACUGCUUCUGCAACUCAGUUCCCAUGUCCUAAGGGGACUUACAACCCACAGACUGGAAGCAGCCUGAUGUCUCACUGCACCCCCUGUGACCCAGGGCAUUACUGUGCAUUUGCGGGGCAGUCACAUGUUACAGGACCCUGUUUGGCUGGGUUCUACUGCAGCGGGGGUGUUUCUAGUCCAACACCUACAGAUGGUCUUCUGGGGAACGCAUGCCCGAAGGGAACUUACUGUCCUACGGGCUCUGCCUUUCCACAGCUAUGUCCUCCUGGUUAUUAUAGCAACUCAACUGGGAAUACUGGGAUCGAGGACUGUCUCCUUUGUGAUGCAGGGUAUUUCUGCAAUGGGACUGGACUUGUGUCUCCAACUGGAUUAUGUGAGGCUGGAUUCUACUGUAGUGGAGGAACCAUUUCUCCUAAACUUCCCACGACAACAGUCAGUGGCGGACCAUGUCCACCUGGACAUUACUGCGUGGUGGGGAGCAGCAGAGCCCAGCCGUGCCCUGCAGGGAGUUAUAGCCCAUCUUGGAGUAUGGCACAGUGCUUGGAGUGCCCAGAAGGCUUUUACUGCACAGCUGCUUCCACAAACUACACAGAUUGCCCUGCAGGUCACUAUUGCCCCAGGAAUACAGAAUUUGCCACACAGUAUCCUUGUCCCCCUGGAACCUACAGUGAAGCUUUAAAUAUCUGGGAUGCUUCCAAGUGCCAACUAUGUCCUCCUGGAAGGGUCUGUUCCAAGCCAGGCCUAGCAAGACCAGAUGGACUAUGCAUGCCCGGAUGGUUUUGUCCACCUGGAUCCACGUCAAGCAAACCAGUGUUUCCUGGAAAUCACUCUGCAGGCAUGGCAGCUCCAGCUUCUGGAUCUGUUGGAUUGUGCCAAGCAGGAACCUUUUGUCCUGCUGGUUCAUUUCUUCCUCUUCCCUGCACUCCAGGUUUGUACUGUGCAACUGCAGAGCUCGCAGUUCCAUCAGGUCCCUGUGAGGCUGGCUUCUACUGCACGGGGGGCUCGACGCUCCCAAACCCCAUGGAUGGAGCAGUGGGGAACAUUUGCCCUCGAGGCCACUUUUGUCCUGCAGGGAGUUCUUCUCCAUCUCCAUGUCCCCCAGGCUCCUUUUUGGCUCAUCGUGGUGGCCAGUCACCACAGGAUUGCCAGGCCUGCUUCCCAGGGUGGUUCUGUUCUCAGCACGGCCAGAGCUCCCCGGAGGGCUUGUGUAAAGGAGGAUGGUUUUGCCCAGAGGGCUCUGUGUCAGCCCAGCAUUCAGACCAUUUGUGUCCUGUGGGUCACUAUUGCCCCGCUGGCAGCCCAGAACCCAUACCCUGUCCCUCUGGAAAAUAUCAAGAUCAGGCUGGUAAAAGCCAGUGUGAAAUAUGCCCAGCAGGAAUGUUCUGUGCCCCAAAAGGCCACCGAGGUGAUCUCCAGGAAAACUUCUCACGUGGCGUGGUCAAACCAAUAGAAUGUCCAGCAGGGUAUUACUGCCUGUCGGGAACAAAAGCUGCCAAUCAGUACCCGUGCCCAGAGGGCACCUACAGUAACCAAACUGGACUGGGAAAUCCCAGGGAGUGCAAGCCUUGUCCUGGAGGCAAAUUUUGUGCCAGUGCAGGACUCUCGUCCCCAAGCGGUCCCUGUUUGCCUGGGUAUUACUGCACUUCAAAGGCACGUAUACCCAAUCCUGUUAACGAUGAGGCAGGCAACCUUUGCCCGGCAGGCCGUUACUGCCCACCAGGUAGCGGCAAGCCAGAGCUAUGUCCCACUGGCACGUUUUUACCGCAGUCUGGGAUGGUUUACCGUAAUGCCUGUUUGCCCUGCCCUGGGGGGAAGUUCUGCCAAGGAGAAGGCCUGGCCAGUGUUUCUGGAACAUGUUACGCUGGGUAUUUUUGUGGUCUUGGAUCCACACAGCCAGAUCAUAAUCGCUGCCCCCCUGGCUUCUACUGUCCUGAAGGCUCUGAAUCCCCAAUCCCAUGCAGCCCUGGAAGCUUCAACUCUGACAGUGGGAAAUGGCAGUCAACAGACUGUCAGCUCUGCCCAGCCGGGUACUUCUGCAAUGGUUCACAUACUCCUGAGCUGUGCCCUGCUGGGUACUUCUGUCUGCCAGGUACCAACUUCAGUACAGAGCAUCCAUGUCCAAAGGGUACCUUUGGCCCCAGGACUGGCACCACUAGUGAGUCUGACUGUGAGCCGUGCCCAGCAGGCAUGUAUUGUUCAGCACCAGGUCUAUCACAGCCUUCUGGAUUUUGCAGUUCAGGUUAUCAUUGUGCCAAGGGAGCCAUCAGCCCAGCCCCCUUCAAACACAGGGUGGAAUCUUCUAGCCUUGGUCUGCCUGGUAAUGACAUCUGUCCUGUAGGGCAUUUCUGCCCCAGCGGUACAGGGUAUCCCAUGCCCUGUCCUCCUGGAUCCUUCUCUGCCAUUGUGGGCCUGGAGGCAGAGGAACAGUGCCAGCCCUGCCCAGCCGGACGGUAUUGCAGUGGGGCAGGAUUGUCUGAUCUGGCCCAGACAUCGCUGUGUAACGCAGGCUAUGUUUGCCUGGGAGGAAACUCUGCUCCCUGCCCUUCUGAUGGGAUUCAUGGAUACAGAUGUCCCAGAGGCUUCUACUGUCCUGCAGGCACUGGGCUAGAACUGCCCUGUGAGCCUGGCACAUUCAGCCCUGUGCCUGGGGCAAGUGUCUGCCUCCCUUGCCCGGCUGGUACGGCCUGCAGCAAUGCUGCCACUGUCGAGCCACUCGCCUGCCCCAGAGGUUACUAUUGUCCAAUUCGGACGGCUGCCCCCCUGCCAUGCCCCGAGGGGACACUGAACACCUUGGAGGGGGCAUUUGCCCCCACUGCCUGCAGGCUGUGCCCAGUGGGGAGGUACUGCAGAGGAGAUGCUAACUGGGAACCUGAUGGUCUGUGUUCAGCUGGGUACUACUGUGAAGGAGGAGCCACUGAUGCCAUUCCACGUGGGACACCUGCGUUCCCGCUGAGUGGGCCCUGCCCACUUGGGCACUAUUGUCCAGAGGGUACUCAUUUCCCAAUUGCCUGCCCAGUGGGGACCCUGAACAAUGCCACAGGUGGUACCUCCCCAGAGAGCUGUGUGCCAUGCUAUCCUGGGUCUUUCUGUGCUAGCGUUGGUUUGAGUUCUCCAACAGGACCUUGUACUGAGGGGUUUUACUGCCCAGCAAACUUCAGCUCCGUCAGCCCCACAGCAUUCCUCUGCCCUAAGGGUCACUUCUGCCAGUCAGGGACAGCCCACCCAACACCAUGCCCUGCUGGGGAAUACCAGCCGGCCAGGGGCUCUGCAUCCUGCAUUCCAUGCCAGAGAGGAUUCUACUGCCAGGAGCUGGUGGCAGGAGACCCCAGGCGCUGCCCACCACAUUGUUACUGUCCUACAGGCACACGGGUUCCUCUCACAUGUCCUGAAGGCACCUUCACUCCUGCAAAUAUGACUGGCCUCUGGAAUGAGAAGGAAUGCCUGCCUUGCUUACCUGGUCACUACUGCAGGCACGGACGGCUGGAGGGAAGGUGUGCUGCUGGAUACUUCUGCCUUGCUGGGAGCUCUCAAUCUACUCCACAGGGCCACAGCUUUUCCUGGCGCAUCCUGUCUGGGUGCCGCUGGGGUCAGGUGUGUGCAGGGCUGUGUCCUGCAGGUUUCUACUGCCUGGAGGGAUCUGAGGUACCUAUACCAUGUCCUGCCAAUACUAUUAGAGACGUUCCAGGGGCUGCAAAGAGAGAAGACUGCCUGCCCUGUCCACCAGGCCACUGGUGCAAAGCAGGGGAUUCAGAGGCCUACCUGUGUCCAUCAGGACACUAUUGCUUCAGAGGCAACGGCAGUGACCACAGCAGUCUCCUGGCACCUCAGAAAUGCCCUCCGCAAACUUACCGUAAGCACCCAGGAGCUCAGAGCCUGACGGAUUGCCAACCAUGUCCUCCAGGCUAUCACUGCCCUUUAUCAGGUCUGACCAGGUUUGAGGAUUAUCCGUGCCCGCCUGGAUACUGGUGCCCUGGUAAAGGGGAUGCUUUCCUUUGUCCAGCUGGCACUUCCAGGAUCCAGCCUGGUGCAAAAUCAUUGGAAGAGUGUGAUCCCUGCUCACCUGGAUACUAUUGCCCGGAUCCAGCACAGACAGGGCUGCCUAACACCCAAGGAGUACCUUGUAAACCUGGCUAUGAAUGCCCAGCAGGUUCAGUAAAUCCGAAGCCUUGCAGGCCUGGCCUAUACUGUGGUGCUCGCACAGCUGUGCCUUCCAUGUGCCCUGCUGGGUAUUACUGUCCCGAAGGAUCGUCGACAUACAAUAGCCCUGAGCAGCUGUGUGUGUUUCCCUACUACUGUCCCCCAGGCAGUGCUCAUCCACUGGCUUGUGAAGGAGGGUACAUGGCCCUCAGCUUGCCUGGUCUAAGGGAUUCAUUUGAGAAAUUCUGCAGAAUCUGUGAUGGAGGCACCUAUCGUAGUGACUCUCUCAUCACGGCACCCUGUCAGCCCUGCCCAGCAGGCUUCAUCUGCCCACAAGGCAGUGAGAGUUACCACAAGAAGCCAUGCCCCAGUGGCUAUUACUGCCCUCCCCUGGCAUCUGCCCCUCUGCCCUGUCCCCCGGGGACCUAUGGGAGCAGCAACUUUGCAAAGCGUAUAGAGGAUUGCCAGGCCUGCCCUGCCAACACCUUCAAUCACCUUCCUGCUCAGGCUGCCUGUUUCCCCUGUGGCAGCUCUUCUUCCUCUCAGCCUGGUGCUGCCAGCUGUACCUGCCAUGGGUUGAACCGGGCUUUCCAGCAGUCGGAUGGCUCCUGUAUCUGCCAGGCAGGUUACAUUUACUACGAUGAGAGAGGCAAGAAAGACCCUGACAGCAACAGCAAUCAGGACUGCCGACCUCAGGUGGAUGAGCUCUGUGCUCCUGGAGAGGUCCGUCUAGCAUCUACGCGCCAGUGUGUUUUUCCUGAGCAAUAUGACUGCUCUCCUUCUUGUGGUCCUGCAGGUGGAGAGAUUAAUGCAGAGCUGGGCAUAUGUCACUGCAAGCAGUACGUCUCUUCUGAGGAGCUCUGUGACCUACUGUGUUUGCAGAGAGCCCCACGGAUCUCCUUGGGAUUUGGUACCAAUAGAGAGCUGCUUCUGAGGAUAAAGGAAGGAGAAGUGAGGGAAGUGGCAAACGUUCUUGGCCCAGAUGAACAUGUGCAGAAAAGCCAGCGAGUGCAUUUGGUUCUGUUUAGUCCCAGUGGAGUGCUAGGUUUCAUUGUCUCCAGCACAGAUGUUCUGGAUGCAUUUCUCACGGGAGAUUUUUCAUCACAUCAGUUGCUGCAGAAAGGUUAUCGAGUCCAGAGGACUUCCUCCGAAGAUAUCCAUGCCUUGCCCCUUGUUCCUAACCCAGUAGUAUGUUUGGAAGCAGGAGACAUGAUCCUUUUCCAGCUUAGCAUCAAUUCCCAUAAUCGUGCAUCCAGCUAUUACCCUGUUUAUCAGAAGCAGCAUCUAUAUAACAGCAACCCAAGCGGGGAUUUUGGACCCUUCCGAAGGCUAGACCACCUCGUCCAGGAGACUCACCUCAACAUCUCCUGGUUUGCCCAUGUUUUCCUGGAGUCUGGGACAUAUGUUUUCAGGGAUAGGACCAUUCAGGAACACUUCCUGAUUGUGACUGUGAAUGAAGCAAAUGGGGGCUGUGACCCCAGAGAUGUAUCCUUCCAGCCCUCUUCUCUGUUCCAGCUGGCCAGACAUGGCGUUUUGAAGCAACGGGAUCUGAACUUGGCUCCUAACUGGGCUGCUAUCACAGUGGUCCUUUUUGUUCUGGGCUUCCUGAUUGUGGUGCUGACAACCCUGGCUGUAGUGCUCCAGCCUGCUGUCCCUAUCAUUAGCCCCCUGAAGAGCUGGAAGCCACGAUGGAGGAGCCUGGGCGAGCCGCACAUCCCACCAGAGUACGUCCUCCUUAAAGACAGCCUUCAGUUCUAUCGGACGGUUGGUCCUCAUGCUUCUGGAGAAGAUGCUGGCUUCACAGAGAAAGGAGCUGUGCAUAAUCCAGAAGAGCGUUUUGCACUGAGGGUUCUGGAGGAUUUCAGUGUUCGCACCCUGUACGAUAAGCUGGAAGAUCAGAAUUUGCACCUGGCAUCUCAGCUGGCAAAGCACAGGAUGGAUGUGUUGGUGUUUUACAACAGAAUCAGCCAGCAGAUUCAAAGUCUCAUGGACGUGGUGCAAGCACUGGACUCUGAAGGCCUGAAAAUCUUUGCCAGCCAAAGGAUUUGCGGGCAUAAGCCUGCAGACAGCAGCCGGGCAGCAGUGGGCGUUGAACAAUGUGAUGAAUGCUGUAGCAACAACUUCCAAGCAGGUUCAUUAGGUGCUCCGUGGCGAGAGGCAACACAGUUAAUGAAAGCUCUGGAAAUGCUGCUUGGGAAUGCUCUGUACAAGAAUGUAGCUGUGAAACGAGAGAUGGAGCAGAAGGUCCAAGGACAGAAUGUGGUGACAGUUGUACCCUCACUGGACAGCCUAGCCAGUGGAAGUAAAUCAGAAGUAGUCAAAGGGCAGGAUCAUGAGCUGCCACAGCAAUAUGAGCUCUUCAGUAGGAAAGAUGCUUUCUUCAGCUUCCCUGGACAUGAAGAACGUGAUCUCCAGUUGGCUUACCUGACUGAGUUGGAGGUGGAGGCCCUGAUAGCAGCUUCCCCCCUUGCCAAGACUCUAUGUGAGAUCAAGCAAGCUUUGGUGAAUCUGCAGCAACCUUCAGACCUUGUUAAUACAGACAGCAAACAUCAAACAGGCGUGGGGAGCUCAGCCCUCUUCUGAGCUGCUGGAUUCUUGGGCCACAAAGAAGGAUGAAGCUCUGCUGCUGGAAAUAAAGAGGAGCUGCAUUGCUCAGAGGACUGAAGAGACAGAAGCAGAAGUAUUUCACCUUCUGCAAAGUAAAAUAGCCACCAGCUCAUUUCCUUGAGGAACGUAGCUUAUCCUUGGCAAUGGCUAAAUGUGGAUUAUGGGAGGAGGGUGUGUGCGUCUGCGGACAGAGCUGCGCUACCUGAAGUAUCAGAAUAGCUAAGUAUUUAGUUAGAGAUGUACUUGGUUGAAUAUGUAAUGGAUAAUGCAUAUUCUGUUUGCUUAACCUGGUUGAAAUACUUUCACACUUGCCUUGGAUUAUCAAUAAUUUGUAGGCUUGAGAAGGAAGCUGAGGUUCUUGACAUGGUUUAAUAGCCUUAUAGUUUUCAUUGUUAAGUCAGUAAAGCAGAAAACAUGUGAGGCCACAGGUGUCAUAAGAGCCCCUACUUAUCAACGCAUUUUGUAUAGCCUUUGUGAUCUUGGAUACAAAGGAUAUUUGUUAGGGUUUUUCAAGUAUAGUUUAGAGCCAUACUUCUAAGCCUUGCCCAGCAUCUCUACGUUGCCUGUGCAUGUUUUCAAUAUACUCAUGUUGAUCUCUGUAAGGUCUGCUGGUAGAAACCUUGAAGGUCUCUAGAGAUGUGAUUUUUUUUUUUUUUUUUUGAGCAAAGAGUACACUUAAACUAUUCCCUGUAGUGGUGACUGCAGGGAUCAAUAUAGCAGCCGGUGACCAGUGCUCUGGGAGCCUGGUGUUGAAACUGAAAAUAUCCUUCGUACCAUUCUUACUCUUUUGGCCUGUCUGUAUGAUGCCAAGAGAGCCUGGCUGUGAAGUGGCCUUUGCUUCUGUGGAACAGGAGCAGAAUCAGAACACUUGCUCCAUCUCCUUCUGCGCAAUAUUCCUUAGUUCUAGGUGAAGUACAGCAAUGUAAAGUCUCUUGACUGUGAGCCAGCACAGUUCGUUGGCAACCUCCACAGGUAGGCUUCAGCCAAGUGUUUCCAACAGCAAAGCCUGUUCUCUUCUCACUGCAAUAUUGACUCAAUUGCUUAUGUGUGAAGAGGUCUGUGAACCCACUCCUUCCUGGUUCCUAGAUGCAAAUCUGUGUUUACUUCUCCUGCCUUUGCAUAACCUUAGUGGGUAUUAAGAGAGUGAGACUUCAGUGCCCAGGAGCCAAGACAGAAGCUCUCGGUUUUGCUUCCAGUAACUGGUGUCUCUGGUGGAUCCAGAGGAACUGCAAGGUCUUUUGCCUUCAUCUACUCAUUUUGGUGGUUCCCCAUUUUCUGAGCUUGCUCCCAAAACCAAAACACUUGUUUUGGUUCCUUUGCAACUUGGUCUUGGGAGAAUUUAGGUACUUGCUGACACUCUGAAGGGACUUCGGGAAAAUGGGACGAUGUUAGGAAGCAAAACAUACCUACAGGCAAACACUACAAAACACCUGUAGGUCACUUUCUGUGAUUGCCUGUUCUAGAAUAUAGUAGUGAAAAAACUGUCAUUGCUCUCCAUGUUGCUUUCUUUUUCAGGUUAUCAGCAG